Molecule: messenger RNA, 2649 nt
Organism: Aureobasidium namibiae CBS 147.97
Lineage: Eukaryota; Fungi; Ascomycota; Dothideomycetes; Dothideales; Saccotheciaceae
Exons: 3
Coding region: 1-2649 (882 amino acids)
Molecular function (GO): zinc ion binding
Source: RefSeq, a predicted model, not a curated record
AUGCCUUCAACUGCAGGCCUCGUGAAUGAGGACACACUCAUCACCAUCAAGAUCUCGUUCGACGAUUCUAUCAAGAGACUCAAGUUGCCCCUCAAGGACCUGGGUGCAAACACGCUUCCUAUCAAGCUCCGCAACCUUCUCUGCAUCGCCCCUGACCAGGCUGUGAUCUUCGAGCGCUAUUCCGACUCGGCUGCCGGCUAUGUCGUUCUCGACGAGUCCAACCCUGCUGUCUUCAAGACUCUCAUCCGUGCUGCCAAGGCCAAGCUGAAGCUCAAGCUGAGAGCUUCUGCCCCCAAGGUCGAUGCUCCUGCUUCGGAGCCAUCUAUCGCUCCCUCGUCCUCUGCCGCUGCUGACAGGACUGCCACCGCCCUUGACCAGCACUCUAUUGGUCCUGGCAUCUUCGAGUUCCGUGAGGCACUCGGCUCUAUGAAGAAGACGGACAUUGAAGCUCCUCUCCCUCGUCCCUUUGACUUCACAUCAAACUCGACCGCUCAGGGUCCCAAACACGUCCUGCCACUCCGUGUUGCACAGUCAGCACAUGUCACCAAGGGACCAUGGACUAUCUUCUGCAACGCUUGCGAUAAGAUCAUGUACAACACUCACUACCAUUGUGGCACCUGCGAAGGUGGCGACUACGAUCUCUGUGAGACCUGCAUCGAGCAGGGCACCACCUGCCUCGGAGAAGGUCACUGGUUGGUUAAGCGCUCCAUCCAAGAUGGCAAGCUUGUCAGCAGUACCACCGAGCGCGUUGCUCCCAAGCCUAAGACGUCCACUGCAUCUGCUCCUGCACCUGCACCUUCACCCAAGCCUGAUACUGUCAAGGAAGUCCCUGAAGCUUUCACCAACGACAUCAAGACCUUGUCCGAGUCGUCCCGCACUUGCAAUGCUUGUGUCGUGACCCUUCCUGACCACGACUUCGUCACGUGUGUGCAAUGUGACGACUACGACCUUUGCUUGAGCUGCCACAUGCUCAACACACACGGUCAUCACCCUGCUCACCACUUCAAACCUGCCAUCGAUGGUGCUGCCCUCUCCCUCGCCCAAGAGGCUCUUCUUCCCGCUGGCCGCAACUUUAGACACACCGCCAUCUGCGAUGGUUGCGACAAGAUGAUUCAUGGUGUGCGCCACAAGUGCUUCGACUGCCCUGACUUUGACUACUGCAGCGAGUGCCACAAGAACGCUCGUCACACUCACCCUCGUCACCGCUUCGCCGCCAUCUACGAGCAGUUCAAGGGCCGUCCCACCUCGUCCGUUACUCACCAUGGCAUCUAUUGCGACGGUCCUCUUUGCAAGGGCAACUCGCAGCAGUCUUACAUUCACGGCGUGCGCUACAAGUGCGUCGUCUGCCACGACACAGACUUCUGCCAGAAUUGCGAGGCUUUGCCUACUGCUUUCCACAACAAGACUCAUCCUCUGGUCAAGUUCAAGACCCCUGUCAACCACUUGACUAUCUCGACCGAGAGCGAGACUCAGCAUGGAGUGCGCAAGCUCGGCGACCGUGACCCUUCUCGCAACAUGAACACUCCUGUCAUGUCUAGCCGCAGGCAGUCAACCAAUGUCACUGCUCCAGUCAAGACUGUCGCUGACAUUAAGCCGUCGCCUCAGCCCGAGGAGAAGGUGUUGGACGAGAAGAAGGUCGAGGAGAAGACACCGAUCUCUGAGCCAGUUGUGGCGACUCUCAAGCCCAAGACUCCUACACGUCUGCCCGAGGCCGUCUUCGUCGGUGACCGUGUCCCUGACGGCACCGUCAUUGCUCCUAAUGCUCGAUUCGUUCAAUCUUGGGUUCUCCGCAACCCCGGGCCCCUCUCUUGGCCUGCCGGAUGCAGUGUCCGCUUCGUUGGUGGUGACAACAUGCUCAACAUCGACAACACCCGUGUCGCCGCCGGCGCCGAGGCUAGCGAGAGCAACGUUGUCGGUCGUGAAGUUUUGCCUGGUGAGCAGUUCCCCUUUACUGUGAUGAUGAAGGCUCCUGCUCGCGAAGGAAAGUGCAUCAGCUACUGGCGUCUCAAGUCUGCUGAUGGUACGCCUUUUGGCCACAAACUCUGGUGUGACAUUGAAGUCAGACAAGCACCAUCGAUGGCCACUGAAACUGCAGCUGUGCCUCGUUCUGCUGCCAGUGUUCAGUCUUCGUCUCAGGCACAAAGCUACUAUGCUCUGUACAAGGAGCGCAUGAACGCUCUAAAGACACACCUUGACCAGACUAACGCAGUCUCCGCUGCUGCAUCAAACGCUGUCUCGCAAGAGGCUCAGAAGUCCGCCAGUGAACAGACGACCGAAGUCACCAAGACCCCAGCCGAGGUUAAGGUCGAAGUUCCCGAGUCAGAGCAUGGCGAGGAGGAGUUGAAGGGCAGCCAAAUGGUUUUCCCUACCCUGGACAAGGAGAGCCCCACCAGCUCAACCUACCAAUCCUUCAGCGGUUCGGGCAUGAGCAAGAAGGCACACGACAAGACCGAACAGGCCUCCCAGACCUCUGAGGUUGCUGACAGUGUUGCCAGUGACGACGAGGGCUUCGAAGACAUUAGCGAUGACCUCGAAGUGCUCAGCGCCAACGAAGACGAGGACGAGACCGAGGAUGAUGGUUUCCUUACUGAUGAUGAUUACGACAUUCUUGACGCCAGCGACCAAGAGACCGUUGCAUCGAUGAAGUAA